Molecule: messenger RNA, 1215 nt
Organism: Ostreococcus tauri
Lineage: Eukaryota; Viridiplantae; Chlorophyta; Mamiellophyceae; Mamiellales; Bathycoccaceae
Product: Rubrerythrin
Exons: 1
Coding region: 1-1215 (404 amino acids)
Biological process (GO): chlorophyll biosynthetic process; photosynthesis
Cellular component (GO): chloroplast thylakoid membrane
Molecular function (GO): metal ion binding; magnesium-protoporphyrin IX monomethyl ester (oxidative) cyclase activity
Source: RefSeq, a predicted model, not a curated record
AUGACGGUCUCUCAGUGCGCGUCGCGCGCGGUGUCCACGCGCGCGCGCGCGACGACGCGCGCGUCCAAGGCGAACGGACGCGCGCCGCGAACGAUCGCGCGCGCCGCGGUGGACGCCGAGACGGGCAUCGCGAAGAUGCGGGACGGGAUCAAGGAGGCGGCGCGGGAGAACUUGUUGACCCCGCGGUUUUACACCACGGAUUUCGAUGAGAUGGAACGCUUGUUCAGCACGGAGAUCAACCCGAAUCUGGAUGAGACGGAGAUCGAAGCGAUCUUGAAUGAAUUCCGCGAGGACUUUAACCAGAAGCACUUCGUGCGAAACGAUGAGUUCAAGGCGGCGGCGGAUUCGAUCAAGGGUGAACCGCGCAGAAUUUUCAUCGAGUUCUUGGAGCGAUCGUGCACCGCGGAAUUUAGCGGGUUUUUGCUGUACAAGGAGCUGGGGCGACGCAUGAAGAAGACGGCGCCGGCGGUGGCGGAGAUCUUCACCUUGAUGUCUCGGGACGAGGCUCGUCACGCCGGUUUCUUGAACAAGGCGAUGAGCGACUUUAACUUGGCUCUUGACCUCGGUUUCUUGACCAAGAACCGACAGUACACCUUCUUCCAGCCCAAGUUUAUCAUCUACGCGACGUACCUGUCCGAGAAGAUUGGCUACUGGCGAUACAUCUCCAUCUACCGCCACUUGCAACAGAACCCGGAUGAGCAGCUCUACCCGCUCUUCAAGUACUUCGAGAACUGGUGCCAAGACGAGAACCGCCACGGCGACUUCUUCUCCGCCAUCCUCAAGGCGCGCCCGGAGUUCUUGAACACCUUUGAGUCCAAGCUCUGGGCUCGCUUCUUCUGCCUCUCCGUGUACGUCACCAUGUACUUGAACGACCACGGCCGCAGUGAGUUCUACGAAUCUCUCGGCUUGGACACGACGCAAUUCAACAUGCACGUGAUUCACCAAACCAACAAGACGACGGCUACGAUUUUCCCGCAAGUCAUCGACACCUACAACCCGGAGUUCAAGGAGCGCCUCGACCGCCUCGUGGGCGUCAACACCCAGCUUAAGGCGAUCGGUCAAAGCGAUGCCCCGGAUGCGAUGAAGAACUUGCAAAAGGCGCCGCUCUUCGCCGCCUUCGCCGCGGACUUGAUCGGCUUGCUCGCGAUGAAGCCGGUGGACUCUGGUUCCAUCGACUUCGCGAACGCCGAGUCGGACCCGGCCUUCAUGUAUUAA